AUAUAUAAUGCAAAAACCCUAAACAUUAAACAAGCCGCUCGUACCAGUUGCUCUCCAAUUCUCAAAGGCUUCUGUUGCCUCUUUCUUCAUCUCGAGCGUUCUCAGAAACAAUAAUGGCUCCCAAAUCCCAGACGCGUCUAGUAGACCAGCCACCAUCUGCAUCUUCAUCGGAAGACGAGGAAGAAUCCGACCCGGAAGAAGAAACCCAAAACUCCGAAGAAGAAUCCGAGGAAGAAGAUGAAGCAGAAGAAGAAGAGGAACAAGAGCCCGUAAAAGCCCCGGAACAAGCACCCAAAAAGGCCCCUUCGUCGCCGCCGCCGUUGUCGAAGAAGCCCACCGUUGAAAAGCCACAAUCUUCCUCCGGAUCCGAAUCUGAAUCCGACGAAGAAGGGUCGGAUUCUUCUCAACACACCCCUGAUUUCACAAUCAAACCUAACGUCCCCUCUAAUGCCCCUCCGGCCUCAAAGCCCCCCGCAAAGCGGCCUUUGGAGACCCCUGUAAAAGAAUCGGCGAGGAAGAAACUCAAGUCCGGGGAAGAAGAUGGGAAUGCGGAGGAGAAGAAGUUGCCCGGUUCGGCUUCUGCUGGGUUUGCCAGGCUGUGGAGCGAGGACGAUGAAAUUGCUGUUCUAGAAGGUAUGAUUGAUUACAAAAACCAAAAAGGGACUGACCCUUCUGCUGAUUUGUCUGCUUUCCAUGAAUUUAUUAAGGGAAAAUUACGGGCUGAUAUUUCCAGAACUCAGAUGUAUGAGAAAAUUCGGAGACUUAGAAAGAAGUUCUUUACCAAUAUAGAAAAAGGGGAUACCCCAGAUUUCACUAAGCCUCAUGAUCACAAGACUUUUGAGGUCUCAAAAAAGGUUUGGGGCAGUAGUGCAGUUAGCAAUGGUGUCAAUGAGAACACGAAAAGCCCUAAUGGGAAAGGGAAGAAGACUGCUGAAAUUAAGAAGAUUAGUGAGCCAAAGAAGAGUGCUAAAGUUAGUAACUUUGGUGUAACCAAGGAAGAGCCAAAGAAGGGUGCUAAAGUUAGUGACUUUGGUGUAACCAAGGAAGAAGAAAAGGAGAAACCCAUUAUUACCAAAGACAAGGAUACUGGGAUUUCUUUGAAAGAUGAAGGGGAUUUCAAAUCUAUGUAUCCACUUCUAGUCAAAUCCUUUGAUAAAGCGAAUAUGCCUGAUUUAUCAGAAGGGGCACUGGCAAUUUAUCAGGAAAAUUUGAGCUUGAUAGGGAGUUCCAAAGCAGAAGAGUUUGAGGAGCAGUGGACCAAAAUAUAUAAGGAAGAGGCUGAACUAUUCUUGAAGAUGACAGAUUUUAUGGGGGAACAGGUCAAAUUGAUCGUCGAAACUAUAAAGAGGUAAAUGCUGAAGCUGAAGCUUAAUGUAUUGUGGCUAGCUAUAUAGAUGUUUCUGCAGGGUGAAUUUUGAGCUUUAGAUAUUUUGAUUCCGUUCUCUGCUCUAGAAACACAAACCUGUUUUUUUAAUGAUGAUUGGUGUCAUAGGUCGGAUUGUGUUUUGUUGUAAGUUUUUUGCUUUAGAAGUUCACUUUUACAUUUUACCUUCCUAUUUCCAUAUUCAUAUGCUAAUUAUAUUCUUGAAAAGUUUAUUGUUAUGUUAUAAAAGAUCAAUUCUUAGCAAUAGUUAUCUCA
This is a messenger RNA of Ipomoea triloba (trilobed morning glory), 1639 nucleotides long. Its product is annotated as STOREKEEPER protein-like. The transcript has a single exon. Bases 114 to 1352 code for a protein of 412 amino acids. The record is from RefSeq and is a predicted model, not a curated record. NCBI's taxonomy places the organism in Eukaryota, Viridiplantae, Streptophyta, Magnoliopsida, Solanales, Convolvulaceae. Gene Ontology annotation, biological process: regulation of DNA-templated transcription. Gene Ontology annotation, cellular component: nucleus.